Messenger RNA from Venustampulla echinocandica, 1428 nucleotides. RefSeq lists its product as uncharacterized. Bases 1 to 1428 code for a protein of 475 amino acids. The transcript is spliced from 2 exons. The record is from RefSeq and is a predicted model, not a curated record. Gene Ontology annotation, molecular function: protein binding. Lineage: Eukaryota; Fungi; Ascomycota; Leotiomycetes; Helotiales; Pleuroascaceae.
AUGGCAGAAGAUACCGGAGAGGGUUCUCUUGACAACUCAAAACUGCCACCUGCAAAACGAUCUCUAUUCAGCAAAGAUGUACUCGCAAAAGCCUCGUCCGAACCCGAAGAGGCUGUAGCCUUCUUUAGCAGAUCCCGCGAAAUCUUCCCCCAAAGGUUGGCUGAGGAAGAGCGCAGGCGGCAGAGGAAGAUCGCGAGGCAAGAGCGCAAGAGGAGUCCAACUAGUGUGGACAGGAAAGAAUCAAGCCCUCCCGAAGAGAAGAAGAGGCGCAUCUCUACCAAGGAUCCAUAUAGCUCAGAUGAGGAUAUUGCCGGAAGCUCACGCUCUAGGAGGAAAUCAACCCCUUCAAGGCGCGGCAGCCACAAAUCAGAUUCAAUACCCGCACAGCACGAUUUGGAGUCCUCUCCUACCACACUUUCCGGGGGUCAUGCCAGAGACCUACGAGCAGAAAGGCGGCUUAGGCAGGAGGCCAGGAAAAGUGCAUCGGCUAUCAUAUCAUUGAGCGACAGCGAUAGCGACAAGAGAAGCAAAACUAUACCAGUCAGGAAGGCUAUAGUUGGAGCCAUUGUACUGGAUGACGACGAUGAUGAUAGCUAUGUUGUGCCUCGAAAAGCUACAACGAAGGAUGAUUAUGACCUUCAACUAUCCGACGAGGAAUUUCCAGAGCUUAUUCACCUGGCAAGGGAACGCGAAAAGCAGAAGGCGCUUCAACGUCAAAAUGCAGCUAAAGCAUUUGACGAACAAAGCCAUCAAUCAAGCAAGGGCACCACUGUGGAUGAUGACAUAUUCGAGACUGCGGGACCCAUACCAUCUAAAGAUCCCGUGGUCGAUAUUCUCAUAACAUCUCAAAUUGAGGGGUCGAAACCUCUAAUAGUUAAGAGAAAGUUGUCUCAGCGUCUGAAGGACGUUAGGACAAAAUGGUGUGAAUACCAAUCAAUGGGUUCUAAUCUCGAAGAUAAGGUGUUCUUAACCUGGAGGGGUAAACGUCUCUUCGAUUCGACGACUUGUAUGGCACUCGGCCUCAGGACUGAUGCUCGUGGAAUAUUGACAGCUGAUGGUGGGGUGGACGAAGCAGGAAGGAUUCAUCUUGAAGUCUGGACUGAAGAGCUCCACAGUGCCUACCAAAAGAUGCAAGCGGCGAAAGAUAUGGAAGACGACCAAAGCAAUAAGGAAGAGGCAUCUGAACAAGAUCCCGGAAUUCCAACUAUGAGGUUGGUAUUCAAGGCACGGGGUCUUGAAGACUUUAAGGCCAAGGUUAGGCCUACGACAACGGUGGAAAGGAUGAUAGAGUCUUUCCGUCGUAACAAUAACCUUCCAGCUUCAAAAGAGGUUUCUAUGUAUGUUGAUGGGGACAAGCUCGAUUCUGCGUCGACAGUGGAGGAUGCAGAACUGGAAGAUUUGGAUGUUGUCGAGGUACAUAUUCGAUGA